This is a messenger RNA of Astrephomene gubernaculifera, 376 nucleotides long. The record is from the annotation of a GenBank genome assembly. NCBI's taxonomy places the organism in Eukaryota, Viridiplantae, Chlorophyta, Chlorophyceae, Chlamydomonadales, Astrephomenaceae.
GUCUCGGCUGUCACGCGAGCUGGAGCGGGUCACGGAGGAACGCGACAGGGCACGUGACGACGCGAAGCGCGCCGAGCAGCAACGGCAGCAGCUGGACUCCGAGCUAAAGGAGCUGCGCAAGACCUCGCAUCAACAAAUGCGCGAGGCAUCGGUUACCCAGAGCGAGGCCGUUCGCUUACUGACGGAGGACAAGAUCGCCGCUGACGGCAAAAUCGCCGGCCUUCAGGAGAAGAUCGAGCGGCUCGACAAGACGAGGAUAUUGCAAGACAAAGCCCUGAAAGAGUCGGAAGAGGAGGCGCAGCUGCUGGGUGCCCAGGUCGACCGCCUGACCGGCGCUCUGUCCGCUAAGGAAGCGACGUCGGCUAUGCAGCAGGAG